UGAAAAAGUUUUAGUUCCCGCCAAAUUCAAGUACGAUAAACCCUAACUCUUCUCGCCAAUGGUUUCUAGAAAAAAGAAAAGAACCCACGAAAUCGAACCGAUUACAGAACUCGAUCGUGUAGUUCACCAAGCUAGAUAGUUCUCAGGGAGUUCGAAUAUCCCUACCCGAUCACCCGUGCAACAUUGCGAAAAUGGUAUAUGCGAAAGGGAGGACGAACAAGCCCAAUCCGACUCAUCAGCUCACAAAGAAAGUCUACCCGAUUGGUGGCAUCCAAGUGGAAUUUCCAUACCGACCCUACGGUUCGCAGCUCGCAUUCAUGGGUAGAGUUAUAUCCACCCUUGAUCGAGCCCAAAGAGAAGGCCAUUGCCAUGCAUUGCUGGAAUCUCCGACUGGAACCGGGAAGUCACUUUCACUUCUGUGUUCGACUCUCGCCUGGCAGAAGAACUAUAAGAUAAAGAAUCAGGAUGCUAAUUCUUGUCACUCGAAGCCUGCUCCAGAGGCUGCCACAGACCCUCUUGCUUUUGGCGGUGGAUUUAUUCCAGAAAUGCAGCCGUCAACGUCUGUAAAUACGGAGUCAUCUCUUCCAGUGCAAAACAACAAAAGCCAGAAGAAAAAAACAGCCCCAACCAUAUACUAUGCCUCGAGGACACAUUCACAGAUAUCACAAGUGAUCCGCGAGUAUAGGAAAACUUCCUAUCGAGUGCCUAUGGCAGUGUUGGCAUCUAGGAAACAUUUCUGCACAAAUCCUCAUGUACGAGGGAAAGAUAACAUAGAUGAACAAUGCAAACUACUAUUGAGGGAUCAAGAUGCAGGAUGCUAUGAAUUUAAAAAUUUCAACAAGGUUAAAAGUCAUCCAACUCUUCAGAGAGGAGGAUGUCAUGAAGUUCAUGACAUUGAAGAUUUGGUGAAAGUUGGAGAAGUGGUAAAAGGUUGUUCAUACUAUGCAGCUCGUUCUAUGGCAGACGAUGCACAGCUGGUGUUUUGCCCAUAUAGCUAUGUUGUCAAUCCAGUUAUUCGAGGAGCAAUGGAUGUAGAUAUUAAGGGUGCGAUUGUGAUUCUUGAUGAAGCCCAUAAUAUAGAGGAUAUUGCCCGUCAUGCUGGUAGUGUGGACCUUGACGAGGAUAUUUUAAAUAAAUUGCAGAUGGAGUUAGAGCAACUAUGUUAUACUGAUUCUUUGGUUUACCAGCCACUGUAUGAAAUGACACAGGAUCUCAUAAGUUGGAUUGACCAGAGGAAGACCACACUGCAGAAGCGCGAGUUUCAGCAUUAUGUCACCUGUUGGACUGGCAAUCAUGCUCUAAGGGAACUCCAAGAAGCUAAUAUAACUCAACAAUGCUUCCCCAUUUUGCUUGAAUGUGCAACUAAGGCUAUUAAAGCAGGAUUAGAUACGGAGUCUGAUGCUCCACAUUUGAGUGGCCUGUCAGUGAUAACGCUGGAAGGGUUAUUCUCUUCACUGACAUAUUUUUUCUCAAGAAAUGGUUGCCACAUGUCUGAUUACCAGCUUGCAUUACAACGCCAUGUUAAAAGAGAUCCUGGAAAUGUUCAUGUUGACUGGACGCAUACUUUCAGUUUGUGGUGCUUGAAUCCAGCUGUUGUAUUUAGAGACAUUGGCGAUCUUUCCUUAUCAGUUAUCUUGACAUCUGGGACCCUGUCACCUAUGAAUUCCUUCUCAUCUGAACUUGGAGUUCAGUUUGGAACUUCACUGGAAGCUCCUCAUGUAAUUGACGUGGAAUCACAGGUGUGGCCAGCUAUUAUAUCAAGUGGUCCAGGAAACUAUCCACUCAAUGGAAGUUAUAAAACAGCCGAUGGAUAUGCAUUCCAGGAUGCCCUAGGAAAAUCUCUGGAGGAGAUAUUUUUGAUCGUUCCUGGUGGCUGUCUAGUGUUCUUCCCUAGUUAUAAGCUGAUGGAGAAACUCCAAAAUCGUUGGUCUGAAACUGGUCAAUGGUCUCGACUGAAUGCAAGGAAGUCCCUAUUUGUUGAGCCAAGGGGAGGAACUCAAGAGGAUUUUGAUUCCAUUUUGAAAGGAUAUUAUGAUACCAUACGUCUUGGUGAUAACUUCGUAGUCGAGAAGAAGAGGCGAGGUAAGAAGGUUAAACCCAAUCACCCAUAUGUGAUUGGCUGUGAAAAUCCCAAGGAAGGUGCAGCACUCUUUGCAGUUUUUCGAGGAAAGGUUUCAGAAGGAAUAGACUUUUCUGAUGAUAAUGCUAGAGUGGUUAUAAUAGUUGGUAUUCCAUUUCCAAAUAUAAAUGAUAUUCAAGUUUCAUUAAAGAAAAAGUUCAAUGACACAUAUAAACUAUCCAAAAACCUUUUAAGUGGAAAUGAGUGGUAUUGUCAACAGGCCUUCCGAGCUUUAAAUCAAGCUGCAGGACGCUGUAUUCGACACAAGUUUGACUAUGGUGCCAUUGUCCUAUUAGAUGAGCGUUUUCAGGAAGAGAGGAACAGGGCAUACAUUUCAAAGUGGCUAAGAAAAUCCAUUAAACAAUUUGAUAACUUCGAACAGUCUAUGGAGGGCCUAAAAUCCUUUUUCAGCGACAUUAAGGAGCGCAUUAGCAAGAAUACAGAAAGUGACUUGCAGAAAUUUGAGAAUGAGGAGCACAUUACUCUUACAGACCCUGGUAGUUUUAGAAGAAAGAAGAUAGAGAAAUUUGACAAAACCUAUUGUGGGCAGAAAGUUCAUGAGGAUCCUAAAAACUGUAUAAUUGAUCUGGAGUGCAGUGUUGAAACAGAUACGAGGAACCAUGAGUUUCUAUCUAUGGCAACCGACCUUCAAGUUCCAGAUUCACCAAUUGCGCAGGAGACUCCUUGUGUUGAUGUUGGAGGCAUCCCUAGUCCGGGAGACUCCAAAGAUGAGCGAUCGACUUCAACCAUAAUUGAGGCCUACUCUGAGUUUCCCGAUCAAUUCUCUAACCAUUCUUUAUGUUUUACGAAAUCAACAAGAUCUCCUCUUACAUCCGAAACUUCAAUGCUACAUACUCCUGAAAGAAAUGUUGCUGCAAAUGCCUACAGCUUUGCACGAGAAACAGAGUCUUUGGAUAUGAGUGUAAAUUCUCAUACCCAGAAAAGGAGGAAGUCUAUGGGUUUAACUAUUACCAAACUUGCUCAAGAAGAGUUUGUUGCUGAUCCCAAAACCAAAAACCCCAAAUGCAACAGCUUGGACAAAAGCUCAAUAAUUAGCGGAAGUUUAAAUAGCCCAAAAGAUACUAGUUAUGAGAUUGUUCUCACAGAAGGGAAGUCUAAGAGUUCAAAUGUUCCCCAAGUGCUCAAUCUAAAUGACACCCUUCCUGUUUGUCUGUCUGCUGGCCUUCCAAUGGACAAAAAGUUGCAUCUAUCUUGUGCACUUUGUAGAAACCCACUGGGUCGUCCGGAGAACCAUUUAUAUCUAUCGUGCUCAUUUACAGUAUCAUCAAAAACACACUUAAUAUCGACAUAUAAGGAAAGCUUAAAACCUCAAAAUGCUAAUUUGCCAACAAAUAUACCGGUUGUUAUGACAGACAUCUUAUUUGUUAACCAGAGGCUCCUAGUUAGGUCUUCAAAAGGUUCAGGACGUGGUAUCUGGAGUGAGGAGGAUGGUUGUGUAUUCAAUUCUGUCUUUUGCCCCUUCUGUUGCACUGACAACUGCAUUGGUGUACAGAUCAUGGCAACUGAUGCAUCAAAUAUUCAGUUACUUGAUAAGGUGAUGUUUUACCUGGAGCGUUUGGAGAUCCAAGACCUAAAAGCAAAUACAGAGAAGGCUUCAGUAAACAAGGAAAUAUUACCUGUUAGUAGCUCAGCCAAGAAUAAGUCGGCCGUCAUGGAACCCAUUGAAAAUUUUUCGUACUCCCCUGGGCCGCUAACCUCAGGAGGAUGGAGGUCUACAAAAUUGAAAGUCAGACGGAAGGAAACUUCAUAGAAAUAUUCACGAAGAUUAGUUGUUCUGCUUGGCCUAAUUUAACCAGUGUUGCAGUCGAAACCAAUAAAAUUGUCUGCUUGUGUACCUAGGGGUACAAUGGGAGAUCUGGGCCAUUUUGAUUGGUCAAAUUCACCAUUCAAGGAAUGCAGCUAACGUGGAAGUGUCAGUGUGUCUGGAGAAAGAACCUCUUAAUCUAUGUUCAUCUACACUACAAUUGUAAAGUUUACUGCAUAUCUAUCUCGAUCAUUUAUUUCCGGGUUGUAAAGUCCUCUGUAUAUUGCAUGAUUGUUUUGUGACACUGUCAUGCUGUCUUAGAGAUAGGAUGGCAUUGUAGAUCCCCAACUAUCUAUAGUGUUAGAAAACUUCCGUGGCCUGUUGAAGGUAUGGUUGCACUCAAAUUGGAAAUUUAGUGAACUUAGUGUUACGGGUAUAACUUCAGGAUCUCGUGUAUGAUCAUUUUAGUUCAAGGGGGAAAUAAAAAACUUUUUCCGUGAAUAUUGAUCAGGAUUUUGGAUGAAGUUGCAUCAUGAACUAUUUUCUAGCCAUUUGGCUAGUUAAUUCAUCAGCAGAACUUUAGAUCUA
This is a messenger RNA of Cucurbita pepo subsp. pepo (vegetable marrow), 4472 nucleotides long. RefSeq names its product RAD3-like DNA-binding helicase protein. Gene Ontology annotation, cellular component: nucleus. The record is from RefSeq and is a predicted model, not a curated record. Gene Ontology annotation, molecular function: ATP binding; DNA binding; DNA helicase activity. Lineage: Eukaryota; Viridiplantae; Streptophyta; Magnoliopsida; Cucurbitales; Cucurbitaceae. Gene Ontology annotation, biological process: double-strand break repair involved in meiotic recombination; nucleotide-excision repair.